This is a messenger RNA of Closterium sp. Naga37s-1, 3339 nucleotides long. NCBI's taxonomy places the organism in Eukaryota, Viridiplantae, Streptophyta, Zygnematophyceae, Desmidiales, Closteriaceae. The record is from the annotation of a GenBank genome assembly.
AUGUGGGGGGGAUCAGAAAUCUGCCGCGAGUCUCGGGCAGCUGUCUUCUCUGGCAAAUCUUAUCCUCGCCGGCAUCUGCCUGACGACGUCGCUCUCCUCCCACGCCUAUGCACGCUCAAGCUAGACGUUGGCAUGGCCGUACAGCUGCAUCCCUCUGUAUACCUUGCCACCACACUCAAAGACCUCACGAUUGAAAAGACUAGAACUCUACAUUCUCUGCCCGAGGAGUUCGGGCAGCUUACUGCCCUCGAGGCCCUGCGCCUGGUUGAGCUUCCGCGGCUCAGCAGCCUGCCCGCGUCGAUUGGCAACCUGAGGAGCCUCAAGGAGCUGAAACUUGCGACAUGCAGCCUGCUGACGCAGCUUCCAGACUCGCUCACUCUGCUUUCUUCCCUUGAGCUGCUGGAUAUCAAGGAUUGCUGCAAGCUGACAGAGCUACCGCAUGGCAUGGGGGAUGGGCUGCAUAGCCUGCGCGGACUGACUCUGCUCGAAUGCACGGCUCUCACCCACCUCCCUCCAUCCAUCUCCAGCCUCUCCUCCCUCGCAACCCUAGAAAUCCAUCGAGCAACCAGCUUAGGCGCGCUACCAGACGGGUUCUCCCACUUGACAAGCCUUAAGAAGCUCUCUUUCUAUGACUUACCGCACCUGCCCGCCCUGCCCGCCCUGCCCGCCCUGCCCGCCCUGCCCGCCUCCCUCCCUGCCAUCGGCCACUCUCUCACCAGCCUCGAGCUGGUCAACUGCAAGCAAAUCACGGUGCUGCCAGAUGAGAUCGGACGGUUGGGAGCGCUUGAAGCUCUCACGCUCUACAACAUGCCCGACCUGAAGUCGCUCCCUCGCUCGCUGUGUGAGCUGCAGCGGUUGAAAAAACUGCAAGUGAGCUGCAGCACGCUGCAGUCGCUGUUUGGGGAUGAAGACCGGGGAGUCGUAUCGCAUGGCCGUGGGGCGGGAAGCACCUGCCUCCAGUUACCCAGUCACACGGGUAGCAGCAGUGCCGCUGGCAGCUGUGGGGGGUCCGACUCGAGUGACAUGGGUGUGUUGCUGCCAUCCCUCCAAGACCUUCAACUGGCGGCCCUUCCAUUGCAGCAGCUCGGGGCAUCGCUGGGCUCUUUCUCAUCGCUAACCCACCUCGAGAUCCCGCACAUGAAUCGCCUCCGCUCGCUGCCAGACUCCAUCUCUCGCCUCUCUCGCUUGCAGUCACUCACGAUCACUUCUGCCAAAAGCCUGCUAGCUCUGCCAGAGUCGAUAGGGCAGCUCUCAGCUCUCACAUCCCUCCACCUUGACGGUCUCAUGCGCUUGACUGCUCUGCCUGAGUCAUUUGGGCAGCUGAAGAAGCUUCAGCCUGCCCGAAUCUUUUUCGCAGCUGCCCGCACUGGAGGAGUUGAACCUGACCCAGUGCGAGGGGCUGGCUCAGUUACCCUCGGGCCUGCAGCAGAUGGGGAAGCUGUAGACUUGCAUUAUCAGUGGGUGCCCACUGCUGCCGACAAGAACGAGUGUGGGGAUGGUGCGGCUAGUGUUGAGUCAUUGUUAGAUCUACACUACCAUAUUUCCAACUCCUGGCGUGCAGGGGACUUUGGAGAGGAGCAGGUGCAGCAGGUGGCGGCAGUGAAAGCCAUGAUGGCCGCUGUGGGGGCCGAUGUGGGGGCUCACCUAGGCAGCCUGCACGUGGGGUACGGCAGGGUGGACCUCCCCCAGUGGCACCUGUUCAUCACCAUGCGCACUCUAUUGUACCUCUCCUUGUUCCGUCGUGCUUUCUCCAUCCCUUCUCCCACCCUCCCCACCCACACCAGCCUAGGCAGCCUGCACGUGGGGUACGGGCGGGUGGACCUCCCCCAGUGGCGCCUGUCCAUCGUGGGAGCUCGCCCCUUCUCCUACGGCCCCUCCAGCUGGGCUAAGAGCUUCUACCGCGCCAGGCCUGGGAUCGCACCUAUGGGACAUUUGCGUCCCCUCCAAAGGGCUGCCACCAGGAGGGGACUUUGGGGGGACGAAGGUGAGGAGGAGCAGAAGGGUGGUCAAGAUAAGGGGGCCGUCAUGGUGAUCGGGAAGGAGAGGGUCGGGGAGGGAAGCGAUGAUCACAGCAUCUCUGUUCGGCAGGCUCUGCGGACCUCUGCUGGUGCUGGGCUAGAGGAACCAAAAUUCUGUUCUAACCUGUCUUGCCCUCGUCCUUCCAUGCCCUUCUUUCCCCCAGAUUUAUCCAAGGCCAUUACAGCAAGCCUGGCGGACGGGCGGCACAUCCCAAGGGUGUUGUUUGGCCACAUGCACCGCGACCUCUUCCCCCGCUCCAACCGCCUCACCACCACUCACACUGCCCCCACGCGGCAAGGGGAGGCUGCCACCCAACGUCGCAUGGCUGCAGUGCUGCUGCACCCCGCCUCGUCGCCUCUCCCCUCCACUGCCUCCCCUCCAGUCGCCGCCACUCCGCCAGCUGAACAGGCUGCCAUGGCUGCACCAGCUGCACUAUCUAUGCCUGUUCUUGCAGGUAACAUGCCACUAGCUGCUCCCUCCACCACCUAUGCCAGCAACCAAGCCAGAACCCACACAGUGUUUCUCAACGCUGCAGUCGUGCCGCGGAUAGUCUCUCUUGACGAGGAGCAUUUCACCCGCACCUCUGGGCCAGGCUUGGCAGUCUACCCCGCUCCUGGUUCGGAGCCGCGUGACCCAACACCAGGGCUAUUGCCGCCAUACUGGAAAGGAAUGGGAGAGAAUUGUGGAGCAGGCGGAGAAGAAGUGGACAGUGGGCCGCUGGGUGUGUCUGCAGGAGUGUGCAGAAGGAUGGAGGGGUUAGGGAUAGGUGAUGCGAGGGAUGAGAGGGGAGGGGAAGAGGUGCAGGUGGCAGCACAAGCAGGGUGUGUGGCGGAUGGAGCCUCACCGUCUGAGAGGUUAACAAAACGAGGGGUCGACUCACUUCCAGUCGCUGGUGUGGGGGAUGAAGAUGGGGAGGGGCGUGGGGAAGCGUGUGGGGAGGGGUGUGGUGGGGAAGGAGGAGCGGAAAGGGGAGGAGAGAAAGAAGCAGUGGUAUGGGAGGAUGAGGUGCGGUGGGAGGGGGUGGAUGGUGUAGCGGUGGAAGGAGGCGUGGGGGAGAGGGAUGCGGGUGCAGCCCCGUCGCUGCACCACUUUGUGCUGGCACACCUGGCGGUGCAGGGAGCAGUGGAGCAGGGGCAGGCAAAUCAGGGUCCAGUGGGGCAGGGCUCAGUGGGACAGGAAUCUGUGCCACCUGCAUUGGCUGACUCUGUGGCGGCAGCUCUUGCUGACGGUGACUGGGAAGGGCAGUGUGUGGAUGGUGGGGCAGGCCGGAAUCAGUAUGCCAACCUCUUCUCUGACCCAUCAGGUGAGCGUUGGGUGUAA